GUGACACCUCCUGUUUUAGACGGAUGUUUCGCACUACCUUUUACCGGCUAACCUUCGCCAUCGUCAUCGUUGGUAUCAUGAUGAGUAUGGUGGUGAUGACAAUGAUCAUUCUUAAGACUAUAUCCACCUCUAAAGCUCAGCCACACCGUCCAUCGCAUUGGCCCACUCCACUUGAGGAGUCUUCAGUCUCAUCAACCAUGUCAGCUGAAUCUACGACAGAAGCAACCAUGAUGCUGCCUACAGAGCAAUCAACCGCCAUGCCGCUCAACACAACUAUGGCUAUGGUACACCGUGGCUUAGACGAGACGGAGUCUCCCGGCAAAGGGAACCACACAUGCGCCCCAGGAAAAUGCCGUGACUGUGCUGAGAUCUACGAGGGAGGAUCCACUACAAGCGGCGUUUACCUCGUCACCCUGCAGAACAACACACCUGUGGAGGUCUACUGCGACAUGGACACUAACGGCGGGGGUUGGACUGUUAUCCAACGCCGGAUUGACGGAACUGUUCCGUUCAACCGUAACUGGGAGGAGUACAAACGGGGGUUCGGGAACAAGGACGGGGAACACUGGCUGGGGAACGACAACAUCCACCUCCUGACCAACCAGAAGGACUACAGGCUGCAGCUCUUCACAAAUAACAUGGCGUUAACGUGCAGCCGGGGUUUCUUCAAAGUAUCUGAUGAAAGGAAUGACUACAGACCUGAUCAUGGAAAGGGCAAACCUAACAGUAACUGUGAUAGGCUCAUCAAGGAUACGUUUGGACAAGCGUUCUCUACUGUGGACAGGGACAAUGAUAAUGUCCAGACCAUCAGCUGUGCUAAGCUCUAUGGAGGAGGGUGGUGGUAUGGGUAUUGUGGUCCCACCACAUUCCUUAACCAACAGUGGGACUGUGCAAGAAAUCCGAAAUGCUGUCCAUGCCCUAUCACGGUAAAACCGAUGUCUUUGAAGCUCAAACCAUAACUGUGUAAUAUAUAAUUAUACAAUUAUAUAUAACA
Molecule: messenger RNA, 994 nt
Organism: Branchiostoma belcheri (Belcher's lancelet)
Lineage: Eukaryota; Metazoa; Chordata; Leptocardii; Amphioxiformes; Branchiostomatidae
Product: angiopoietin-2-like
Exons: 5
Coding region: 24-959 (311 amino acids)
Source: RefSeq, a predicted model, not a curated record